AUGGAACUCUCAUGGAACUCUCAGCCCCCAAACAGCCACUCAUCCUCGGACACCCCUGGCUUUGUCGUCACGACCCUGCCAUCUCGUGGCGACAAGGUGAACUACUUUCCUGGUCUUCUACCUGCUUCACCAGUUGUCUCAGCCUACCCUGCAGAGCCACCACCGACCAUACCAUCUGAAUACGCCCAGUCCAGCAAUGUCUUCAGUAAAAUUAAGGCCUCCACUCUGCCACCACAUCACCCAGGGGACUGUGCUAUUGACUUACUCCCUGGAGUAUCCCCACCGACGGGCCGUGUUUACCCCCUAUCUAUCCCGGAAAAUGAGGCACUCAAACGGUCUCAUUCGUCCUUCUUCUUCCCCGGCUGCUUUCAUACCCUGGAGGUGUGUUGGGUCAUUGUCCUGCUGAAAAACAAAUGAUAGUCCCACUAAGCCCAAACCAGAUGGGAUGGCAUAUCGCUGCAGAAUGCUGUGGUAGGCAUGCUGGUUAAGUGUGCCUUAAAUAAAUCAGUGUCACCAGCAAAGCACCAUAACACCUUCUCCUCCAUGUUUUACGGUGGGAACUAUACAUGCGGAGAUCAUCCGUUCACCCACACCGCGUCUCAGAAAGACACAGCGGUUUGAACCAAAAAUCUCAAAUUUGGACUCCAGACCAAAGGACAAAUUUCCACCGGUCUAAUGUCCAUUGCUCGUGUUUCUUGGCCCAAGCAGGUCUCUUCUUAUUAUUGGUGUCCUUUUAGUAGUGUUUUCUUUGCAGAAAUUCGACCAUGAAGGCCUGAUUCACACAGUCCCCACUGAACAGUUGAUGUUGAGAUGUGUCUGUUACUUUAUUUGGGCUGCAAUUUCUGAGGCUGGUAACUCUAAUGAACUUAUCCUGUGCAGGAGAGGUAACUCUGGGUCUUCCUUUCCUGUGGCGGUCCUCAUGAGAGCCAGUAUCAUCAUAGCGCUUGAUGUUUUUUGUGACUGCACUUGAAGAAACUUUCAAAGUUCUUGAAAUGUUCAGUAUUGACUGACCUUCAUGUCUUAAAGUAAUGAUGGACUGUCGUUUCUCUUUGCUUAUUUGAGCUGUUCUUGCCAUACACACACACACACACCUUGUCACAACACAACUGAUUGGCUCAAACGCAUUAAGACGAAAAUACAUUCCACAAAUUAACUUUUAAGAAGGCACACCUGUUAAUUGAAAUGCAUUCCAGGUGACUACCCCAUGAAGCUGGUUGAGAGAAUGCCAAGAGUGUGCAAAGCUGUCAUCAAGGCAAAGGGUGGCUAUUUGAAGAAUCUCAAAUAUAAAAUAUAUUUCGAUUUGUUUACCACUUGUGUUAUUUCACAGUUUUAGAAAAUAGUAAAAAUAAAGUAAAACCCUUGAAUGAGUAGGUGUGUCCAAACUUUUGACUGGUAGUGUAUGUAAUGUACUCUCAUAAAUAAUAGCGGGUUCUAGGAAGAAUCCUCAGAAGAUAAAAGGGUUCUCAGUAGAACCCUUCAUAGACGGUUCUAGGAAGAACCUUUAGAUGAUCAAAUGUUUCUAGGUAGAACCCUUCAUAGAGGGCUCUAGGCAGAACCCUUCACAUGGAGUUCUAGGUAGAACCAUGUACAGGGGGUUCUUUGAAGAACCCUACAUAGAGGGUUCUAAAUACAACUCUCUGUAAAGGGUUCUACCCAGCACCAAAAAAGGGUUCCCUUAUAGGGAGAAACCGAAGAACCCUGUAUGAUUCUAUUUAGCACUUUUUUUUCUAAGAGGCUAAGGCUACUCAACCUCAUAUCAAAGGAGUUCUCUUAGACCUUAUUGGACCUAAAUGGCUUCAAAGUGCCUGCUCAAUAUGCACCUGAUGAUGCUUCAUCAUUUCUACCAAGUAUGAAAUGGUAGCGGUUCCCAUGCAUUAAGUAGAUGUGGACCACAAGUGUUAAGAUUUUGUAUAAAAAAAGUGUUUUAAAGAGCAUCCGUGCUUCAUUCGAUGGGAAACUGUCUAGAUUCUGUCCUACCAAUUCAAGUUGUGGGAGCUCAGCUGGAAAUAAGGACAGAAGGUCAAAGAGUCCGCCUCACCAGCAACAUAGGACUCAUGGGGCGUCCACUGUACUCUCAUACAAGAAAGAGACAACAUUUUACAGUAGCUCACAUACAGAGACACCAGCAAAGGUACCUUGGUAACACUUUAUAGGUAGCCUUUAUAAAGGUACCUUUUCUAAACGGUUUAUAACAGUUAUUUCAUCAUUUGUAAAUGCAUUCUAAACCCUUUAAAAAGGGUACCUUAUAAAGUGUUACUGAGAACUCAUUAUGUAAACCUGUCAAAACCUGUCAAAACCUGUCCAGUUUGGAAAAAUAACUAAAUAGGCAACAGCACAGGCCAAGUGAAAUGAAUUUGUCCUGCAUAUAGUUGAUUACUAUACCAACUCAACUCUACAGUAGACUACAAUGCAUGCGUGAAAGGGAAACUGAACACCCAAGUCAUAGGUUGCUUCAAAUCCAAGUAAAUGUCACAGUGUUUACCCUUUUCAAACCAAGUUAGCCACUGCAUGGAAAUACAAGAGCUCUCUCAAAUGUCACAGUUUGAGGUAGGGUAAAAAAAUGGAGUGUUGCAAUGGCUCUUUACAAUGCGACCUGACAGAUCAAAUGUAUAACACUGUUAUAGGCAUGCCCUGUAUAAUAUGCAAUGCCUGGAUUUAUGUCACCCAGUUUUUGUUAACAAUCACUGACAUAAAGAUGUUAUGACAUUAAACGUUAAAUGAAACUUUUGUACAUGAUUAUAAACGUUACAUAAAGUAUUAAUGACUCAAUAAUAUCAUGUAAGCCUAUCAAAACAAUCCAUUAUAAUAUGGCAUUAUGCCAUAUACACUUUAUGGCAACUUCAAGUAAAGAUAUGCAAGUAGGGCAAAGAUUUUGCUCGUUGUAAUGUUAAAACGUAGAGCUUUUUAGUAAUCCAUUCUCUCCACAGGUAUUGCGGACCGAUGCACAACUGUCAAGUACCAUUUCUCUCAGCCUAUUCGGCUUCGAAACAUCCCACUCAACCUGACGAGAACCAUUCAGCAAGAUGAAUGGCAUCUCUUACGUAAGUAUUGCAGACUCAAUGUCCCAGAACCACCUGCAAUUAAACCGCUUGCAUGGCUAGCUGUUUUUUAUAGAGAGCAAUAUUAAUGGUGUCUUUUUGUAGGCACUACAGGAGGCUAACUGCACAAUGGCUCGUUGGCCAAAGCCUAUGGGGUUUGGAUAAACGCCAAAACUUUGGUCUGUGGUAAGCAUAGGCUUAGGAGAUCUUAUAGGUUUCGUUCUAUGAGAUAAUCUUCCUCAGCUAACGUCACUUUGUGAAUUUUUAAGCAUUUAUGUAUCAAAACAAGCACAUAAAGCACAUAAAUACGUUUAUAAUUCAUUAAGGUCAUGUAAACUGGCUGAUAUUAUCUCAUAGAACAAAACAUAUAAGAUCUCCUAAGCCUGUGUUAACUUCAGAUCUUAUUUUCAGUGUUUAUCCUAAAAUCCCAUUCUUUCCCCAUUCAUUUCCCACAUAGCAAUGUCCAACAAUCCAGAGGUAGAAAGGCUCUCUCAUUUCCGGUUUUGGUCUGGGCCAGAGUCUUUCGAACAAUGGUUAGAUGGUCUUGGUGUGAGAAGUUUGAUUCCAGGUGCCCCACGACUGACCUGUGUUGGUGUCUGCGGUGGGAUGGUCAGACGUCUGUCAUGAGUAGUGUUAGGAUCCUUUAAGAUGAGCUUUUCCAGGUAGUCGUUGGUGCAAAAACUUUCAUCUUACGGAUUUGGGGCACAUUUCUACCACCAUCUUUGCUCAAACAAUAUCAUUGUAUCACUACCCAUAUUAUUUCCAUUAUUUAUUGGGGAAUAUCUUUACUGUUACUUGCUCUUCCUAUCCCUUGUAUUGUGUAUUUUUUAAAAUAAAUAAUUACAUGUUUUGUAUGUGUGUUUUUUUAAAACAUGUUUUUCAAUGCUUCAUACAGUACUGUAGACUGAACAUGUCUGUUGUGUCUAGAUUUGAUAAUGAAAUAACAGUGGAAGUCCAAAUGGCAGUGCUCCAUAUUAAUUUGGCUUCAUGCUGUGGAACCUUUAGAACCUUCAGACAACCGUAGUGAUCUCUUCAGACAACCGUAGUGAUCUCUUCAGACAACCAUAGUGAUCUCUUCCGCAACCAUAGUGAUCUCUUCAGACAACCAUAGUGAUCUCUUCAGACAACCAUGAUCUGUAUGAAGGCUACUACUGUACCCACAUGCUGAAUAUGUUAAGCUAACCUUUCGAAGCUAACAUUCCUACUCCAAUGUCCGACCCCUGAUGAGUGGAUUGCUACAUGGUUAUGGAAAAUGUUCACGGGGAGGAAGUAAAUGUCAGCUCGUACAAGAAAAACAUAUUAACUCCACACAGUCUAUUAUUACUACACAACCAGUCUGAGGAAGAACAUUCAUCAAAGUCAAAAUAGGAUUGGUUUUCUUUGUCUGCCUGCCACCUUUAGACAGUGCUUGCAUCCCAAAUGGCACGCUAUUCCCUAUUAAGUGCACUACUUUUGAGUGCACAAUUGUUCCCUAUUAAGUGCACUAUGUAGGGAAUAGGGUGUUAUUUGGGACGGAGACAGUGUUUUUCCUGCUUGAGUUUGAUCCUGUGUUUGGAUACUGCAACUCGAUCUGACAAAUGUAUGAGAUGCAGAGUAGGCCUUAACAAUUUGUCAUAAUAUUGUUACAGUAUAUCAUAAAUUGCAGGAAUUUAAUAUUUCUAUCAACAUAUCCCGCUAUAAUACAUUUGUGUGUUGAGUGACAUAAUGCUUGCGAUAACAUGUACUGAAAAACAAGGCACAAUGCUGUCAUGAUGCAUUAAGGAAAUCAUUCAAAUUCACCUGUUUUUAACAGUCGUUGCUGGCCAUUUUACGUUAUGACAGGCGUGAUGUCGUUCUUAUGGCAGGGUUGUAACAAAUGUAGGACAGGGGAGACCAAAAGCAAAGCAUUACCUAACAAAAACAAAAAUGUCUUUUUGGUGACUGUUGAGGGGUAGCACAAGCGGGUUUACCAGGGGGUGGUUGUCAUGGAAAUGUUGGUGUGUGCGUGUGUGCUAAUGUUUUCACUUGUGUGUGUGCACUUGUGUGUAUGUACGCUUUGUGUUUGUCUGUGUGUGUGUGCAUGCGUGUUUAUGUGUACGCUUUUGUAUAUACUGGUGUCUGUAUCUUUGUGUGCUUGCUUGUGUGUGUGUGUGUGUGUGUGUGUGUGUGUGUGCGUGCGUGCUAUGUUUAUGUGUGUGUGUCUCAGAUCUGCGGCGAAUCACGGCAGGGUUCCUGGGGAUGGCGGCUGCCGUUUUGCUGUGUGGCAGCAUUGUGGCCACAGUGGGCUUCUUUUGGGAGGAGAGCCUCACCCAGCACGUCUCCGGCCUGCUCUUCCUCAUGGCAGGUACAACGCCUGCCAACUACCAACACCCUACCUCUCCUGUGUGUGUGUGUUAGGGCUUUCAUUGCCAAUGACCUACCUAUCCUGUGUGUGUGUGUGUGUGUGUGUGUGUGUGUGUGUGUGUGUGUGUGUGUGUGUGUGUGUGUGUGUGUGUGUGUGUGUGUGUGUGUGUGUGUGUGUGUGAGAGAGAGAGAGAGAGACUCUCUCAUUCCCUCUCAUUGUUGGUUUCUUUGUGAUGGCAGCUUUCAACUUCUGUCUCUCUGUGCCACUUUUACUGCAGCCUAUCUCUAUAUCUCCAUCUUUAGUUCUCUCUCUCUCUCUCUCUCUCGUCCAAAUCUUCCUCCCAAGUGUUCAUCAAACACAUACAGUAAAGGCUCUUUUUUAGCAGAAUUUGUAAAUGCCUAAUGGGUACAGAUGUAUUCAUAAUACAUUACACACAGGUGAUAAUAUGCAUAAUAAAACAUGCCAUAGGCAUUCAUAAUAGCUCAUGCUACAAACAGGAGGCUGCUUCUACGGUUGUAAACAUUCCUAUAACAUAUUUAUAACAUUACACAAUAGGGUGGCUAAUUUGCCAUUUCAGUUGUGUUUUAGAUUUCCUUUCAACUAGUGUUUUUUUGAUCUAUUUAUUGAUGUUAUACUCAUGAAUUUCAGUUCCAUGUGGAUGGUUAGUAAAGUGGAAAUCCGGGAUUGGUACCUCCAUUUUUUGACUUUUAAAUGAAUAAUACACUACUCAAAAAAAUAAAGGGAACACUUAAACAACACAAUGUAACUCCAAGUCAAUCACACUUCUGUGAAAUCAAACUGUCCACUUAGGAAGCAACACUGAUUGACAAUAAAUGUCACAUGCUGUUGUGCAAAUGGAAUAGACAACAGGUGGAAAUUAUAGGUGACCACAGACCACUUCUCAGUUCCUAUGCUUCCUGGCUGAUGUUUUGGUCACGUUUGAAUGCUGGCGGUGCUUUCACUCUAGUGGUAGCAUGAGACGGAGUCUACAACCCACACAAGUGGCUCAGGUAGUGCAGCUCAUCCAGGAUGGCACAUCAAUGCGAGCUGUGGCAAGAAGGUUUGCGGUGUCUGUCAGCAUAGUGUCCAGAGCAUGGAGGCGCUACCAGGAGACAGGCCAGUACAUCAGGAGACGUGGAGGAGGCCGUAGGAGGGCAACAACCCAGCAGCAGGACCGCUACCUCCACCUUUGUGCAAGGAGGAGUAGGAGGAGCACUGCCAGAGCCCUGCAAAAUGACCUCCAGCAGGCCACAAAUGUGCAUGUGUCUGCUCAAACGGUCAGAAACAGACUCCAUGAGGGUGGUAUGAGGGCCCGACGUCCACAGGUGGGGGUUGUGCUUACAGCCCAACACCGUGCAGGACAUUUGGCAUUUGCCAGAGAACACCAAGAUUGGCAAAUUCGCCACUGGCGCCCUGUGCUCUUCACAGAUGAAAGCAGGUUCACACUGAGCACGUGACAGACGUGACAGAGUCUGAAGAUGCCGUGGAGAACGUUCUGCUGCCUGCAACAUCCUCCAGCAUGACCGGUUUGGCGGUGGGUCAGUCAUGGUGUGGGGUGGCAUUUCUUUGGGGGGCCGCACAGCCCUCCAUGUGCUCGCCAAAGGUAGCCUGACUGCCAUUAGGUACCGAGAUGAGAUCCUCAGACCCCUUGUGAGACCAUAUGCUGGUGCGGUUGGCCCUGGGUUCCUCCUAAUGCAAGACAAUGCUAGACCUCAUGUGGCUGGAGUGUGUCAGCAGUUCCUGCAAGAGGAAGGCAUUGAUGCUAUGGACUGGCCCGCCCGUUCCCCAGACCUGAAUCCAAUUGAGCACAUCUGGGACAUCAUGUUUCGCUCCAUCCACCAACGCCACAUUGCACCACAGACUGUCCAGGAGUUGGCGGAUGCUUUAGUCCAGGUCUGGGAGGAGAUCCAUCAGGAGACCAUCCGCCACCUCAUCAGGAGCAUGCCCAGGCAUUGUAGGGAGGUCAUACAGGCACGUGGAGGCCACACACACUACUGAGCCUCAUUUUGACUUGUUUUAAGGACAUUACGUCAAAGUUGGAUCAGCCUGUAGUGUGGUUUUCCACUUUAAUUUUGAGGGUGACUCCAAAUCCAGACCGCCAUGGGUUGAUACAUUUGAUUUCCAUUGAUAAUUUUUGUGUGAUUGUGUUGUCAGCACAUUCAACUAUGUAAAGAAAAAAGUAUUUAAUAAGAUUAUUUCAUUCAUUCAUUUUUUUGAGCAGUCAUUGAUUCAUGAUCUUACUUCAACUGUCUUACCUGUCUUUUGUUGUUAUUUGAAUCCUGUAUUGCCUCUUUAAUACAAAUCUUGGAACGAACAAUUUAUCCCCUAUAGGGAUCUUCUGCACAAUCUCCUUAUGCACCUACGCUGCCAGCGUCUCCUACGACCUCUCCCGGAACCCACCCUUCAUCUAUGGACUGCCCGGCGACGUGGACCAUGGCUACGGCUGGUCCAUCUUCUGCGCCUGGGUAAGCCUGGGACUGACCGUGGCGUCGGGCUGCCUCUGCACCACCUACCCCUUCCUCAGCCGAAAAAAGGCCCUGCACUCCAAAACCGCCCGGGAGUCCUCGGUAUGA
This is a messenger RNA of Coregonus sp. 'balchen', 7934 nucleotides long. NCBI's taxonomy places the organism in Eukaryota, Metazoa, Chordata, Actinopteri, Salmoniformes, Salmonidae. The record is from the annotation of a GenBank genome assembly.